UUAGAGAUGGUUGGAAAUGGAUACACAAAACCUAAAUUACAGCUCCUUUAAUUUCUUUUAUGCCUUCUAACAAACCAGUGAAGCGUUUUUCCGGUGUUCCAAUUGGGAGGAUCGUGAGCGGUGGAAGCGGUGGCCGUAGCUUCAUUCUGACGCCAUGAACACUGUUAUCUGCCACCGCCUAAGGCUAAGUCCAAAACUUCUUCUCUAUUCUUUCCCCAACCCCUCUUUCUCGUUCUCAACAACCACUUCCGAUUCUGUCUCCUUCACCAUAUCUUACCUCACCAACACCUGUGGCUUCACACAAGAGGCUGCACUGAAACUAUCCAAACAACUUCGUUUCAACACCGCCCAAAAACCCGAGUCCGUCAUCUCCUUCUUCCAAACCCACGGUUUCUCCGCCCCCCAAAUCCACCGCAUCCUCAGCAACCGUCCCCAACUCAUGGUAUGCAACCCCACCCGAACGCUUCUCCCCAAAUUCCACUUCUUGGCCUCCAAAGGCGUUUCUGCAUCCGACGUCGUUUCCAUUGUCACUAGGAACCCCCAUUUCCUCUGUCGCAGCCUCAAAAACUGCAUCUUCCCCAGCUUCCAACUCUUCCGAAGGUUCUUUUCUUCCGACCUCAGAGCCCUCACUGUUUUCGUCGACUGGCCCUAUGUCAUCGGCAAAACUCACUUGGAAUCAAACGUUGAAAGGUUGCUCGACGCCGGAGUCUCGCACGUUGGCAUUCGGCACUUGCUCUCCUCUCGGUCUUUGGCUCUCUGCUUCAACCUGAGAAACCUUGUGGAGGAAGUGAAGCUGUUGGGGUUUGACCCUCUGAAGGUGACCUUCGCUAUGGCCCUUGAGGCCAAAAGUACUGUUUCCAAACCCCGUUGGGAUGCCAAAGUCGACGUCUUGAAGAAAUGGGGUUGGUCUGANGAUGAGGUUUUGGUUGCGUUUAGGAAACAGCCUAAAAUGAUGCUCUGUUCCAUGGAGAAACUUGAUGCAGUGACGGGGUUUUGGGUGGGUCGGCUUGGAUGGGAUCGUUCUGCGCUUAUUGCAUACCCUUUGUUGUUUAGGUACAGUUUGGAGAAAAGACUUGUUCCGAGGGCUUUGGUUCUGCAGCAUCUUCUCUCCAAAGGAUUGGUGAAGAAGGAUGCUAGCAUCUUCUCACCAUUUUCUAACACUGAUGAGGAGUUUAUGAAAAAGUAUGUGAGAUCUUUCAAGGAGGAAACACCCUGGUUACUAGAGCUAUAUCAGAAGGGACAGGGAGCAUCCUAGCAUCUGGAUGUUGAGAUUUAAUUUACUUCAUGCACAUACAUACAAAUGAUUGAUCCAGGAGAGUAAAAGGUGUUGUUGUUAGAGAAAGCCUUUGCAGGACUGCUACUAUUUUGUGAGGAAGAAGAGGAUAAUUUGCAUCAUGUUGUUUCGUUGAAUACUGCUUUGAAGAAAUGAUCCCGAUCACGUUUAUUAUUAAAUAUGACAAUAAAAACACUAAUAUAUUAGCUAUCUGAUUGGUAAUGAGAAAAUGAGCAAGGUGCGAGGUAUUUUCAAAUGGCAAGAUGACAAAACAGAACCAGAAGCACCAACAGUGAAAGCAGGCAAAGGAAUAAGGGAACAAAUUCUUAGUGAAUUGAGAGAGAAAGGAUGAAAUCCAAAAUCCUUUAAAACAUUUACUAGUGCUAUAACUUAGUUUUGACAUAAUUAUUUGUUCUUUAAAGUUCUCUCUUCUUAUUCUUUAGAAUAUUUUCCCCUAUUCCUAAUAACAUUUUGCUUACUAUAUUCGGUACAUAAUUCAUUAUAGGUUCUUUAAGCGCCCAUAAAAUUGAGUUGUAAUAAGAUUACUUCUUAGAUUUUCUGCUGCAAUUGCCACUGUCCAUCAAGAUGUCAAUACAUAUUUCUGCUGUAAGAUGGAAACAGCAGCAGGUAGAAAAACUGCAACCUAGAUAGUAUGUGAAAAACGCAUCAGGAAGAAGAAACGGAAAGGGGAACCAAAGGAGAAUAGAAGAUCGAAAGAAGAAACAAGAAAAGGAAAAAAUUGAUAAAGACAGAAUGAUUUAGAAUUACACGGCAAACAGCAAAAAUAAAAAAUAAAAAUGCUUAGUUUAGUAUAAGCAUAAAACGGAUAAAACAGUAAAGCGCUAAGCAAGCUAUGCUAGCGCUUAGCUAUAAACAUAGGCAUUCAGAAUUAAGAAUACUGAGAGCCUCCCUCAAGUUGGGAGUAACUAUUGGGCAUUCCCAACUUGAAAUAUAACGUGUGGAAUAUUUUAUGAUAUCACAUGUAUAAAAUACAUUACUAAUUAAGUAGAAGUGAGAAAAAAAAAACUGCAUAUUGAACCACUAUUUUUCAAUGCUGAUCAAAACUCUAAGGUGUGUUGACUUGGGGAAGGAAAAGAAAGAGAGUGAAUGAAUGAAUUUGAGGGAAUUUGAGAUGAAUUAAGUGUUAUUUGUAAAAGUCGAAUAAAAUAAAAAUAUCUUUUAUUUUUAUUUUAUAUAUUCUAAUAUUAAUGUUUAAUCAUUGUAUGAUUUUUGGUGAUAAAGAGUGUUAAGGUGAUGUGUGAAAGGUUAAUUAAUGAUUGUUUUAUUUAAUUUUCGAAAUAAGUUAAAGAAAGGUUAUAUUUUUAUUUGAAAGAGGAAGCUUGGUAUUUAUUAUCUACAUUGCAUGCUGCAUGUUAGGGGAUGAAUUCCCUUUUGAACUGUUUCUUUUAACUUUAGAAAGAAGGAGGAAAUAGAUAAUUGGGCCCGGGAAGACUUUAUUAGCUAAUAGGUUUUGAUCUUUUACUUUUGUUUUUACAUGGAUGUCAGAGGAAUUACAAGCUUUAUAAGAGAGGAGAGAGAGAAAUGUAAUCUCUAUAUAUUAUUUUUCGUGAAACAGAAACAGAAACCUUAGUUUAUUUUUGGUACAUUGCACACAGAGGUAAGGGCUUGGGUCUUAAGUUUAAACAAAUAAGUAAUUAAGUAGGAGAAAAAAAGAGAGAGAUAUUUAAGUGAGUGUAGAUGGUAAAACCUAGAAAAAAAAGAUAGAUCCAUUGGAGCCGAAAGACAGGAAAAACUAACCCUAAUUUUCAUAAUCCACCAAAAAGCAACUGCGAUGGAAACUCUAUCCUUGUACGAAAAUAAUGAGCGUGGUGAGAAAACUCUUGCCGUGGGGAGUGAUUGAUCGAGCAAGAGGGGAGAAGCGGCAGUGCUCUUAACAUCAAAAUCGUAAGAGGUUAAAGUGGUUAGCAAGCUCAAGAAAAGCUAAGGUAAGGAGAGUUGACAUUACUUUGUUGUUGUGUUUAUUUAUGAUUCUGUAAAUUAUGGGAAUAAAUAUAUGUGUAAAAAGAACUGAUCUUGCUUGUUUUAUUUGGUGUGCUUAAUGUGGGAUACCUAUGAAAUGAAUGCAUGGUUGUUGUUUUAGCAUGUAUAAUUGUGGUUUGUUCUUCCAUAAUAUGGUUGUGUACCUUGGUUGCUAGUUGAGUCUGACUUCGUCUUGUUGAAUUAGAUUAGAGUUGGGCUAGAAAGGAUAUUAUUGUUUAAAUGGUUGUAGCAGGAGAUAGGACUUCCAUUUGGUGUUAUAAGUUUUUGUAUGCAGUACUUUCGACUGGGUUGUGUUUUUAGGCAAAUAGUGAAUACAUGAAAAAGGAGUUAAUAUAUUAGGUAACGUCGAAUAGGCUAAUGUCUCUAAGUUUUUCUUCAUGAAUUAAUAUACCUCAUUGUACGUGUUAUGUACUUUUGCUUUUAAUAGGUUCGUGUAAAAUAUAUUUAGCCAUUUCUUGCAAAAGACAAAGUUAUAUGGUUCAUUAUAUGUUGUUAAGUAUCUUAAAUUUAUAAUAAUGUUAUCACAUAAUAUUCUUUUAUCAUGAAAUAGUAAAUUAUCAAAUAACAUAAUAAGUGGCAUGCAGAAUAUAAUAAUAUUAUCAAGUAAUUUUAUUGUGGAGUAAUAGACAGCUAGCUAGUAGUAAGUAUUGCAUGCUUUUAAUGAAUUACUAACGUGAUUUCUUUGAAUAUUCUUUUAUAUAGAUGUUAUCUAAAGAUAGAGUAUUAGGGGUCAAUUAUAUAUAUAUUGUUGUUGGAUGAUUGAAAUUUAUAAUAAAUCAUGCGGCUUUGAGGGGAAACAUAAUGUGAUUGGAUUAUGAAAUGUAUCAAGUGCGUGGUUUCUACACAAUAUUGAGUUGCUUUUUUCUGGUACUCAACUUAAUUUAAGACGUGUGUAACUCUGAUUUUUAGCAUAACAUGGGUAGUUGUAUGAGAAUGCCUACCACAUUUGGGUUUGCCGCUUGGUCAUGCAAGCAUAAUAUGGUUUAUUUCUUGUGGAAUUGAGUUUAUGUUUGUGAUGUCCGGUGAAACUCUUGGAAGAGUUGUAGAAGUAGCACUGGUAUUUUUCCGGUGAAGCUCUUUGGGAAUAGAGUAGUGGGGGUAUAUACUUGUCCGAUGAAGUCUAAGAGGGUGGUGGAAAACAUACUUGCUUGGGGAAGCUCUAAGAGAAUGGUGGGAAGUGGUGUACUUGCCGAUGAAGCCUUCUAGAGAGUGGUGGGAAAUGUCAUUUUGUACUGGUGGGAAAGUGUAUCGGCUCGAUGAAGCUCUUUAAGAGGGUGGUGGAAGGUAACACUCGACUUAGGUUGUAUGCGAGUAACCUGAUGGUGAUUCAAAUGGUUUCAAAUAAAAUUGGGGUAUGAGUUGGUGAAUGAUCGAGGGAGUCUGGGGUGAAUUGGUUACUUUAAUGAAAUCCUUUUGUGGUUAUAUAUGCUGGUGACUUGGAAUUUUGAUAGUGCAAGUGUUAAUGAUGUGGUGUGUUGCCAUGUAAAGAUGUGUGUAGGAGUGCGAUGAUAUGUACUAUUCGUAAAUCUUAUUCUAGGUUGAUGUUGAAUACUUAUGAAUGUUAUAUGAUUUUUUCUCUUAGUUCACCCUUGCAUGUUAUGGUUAUGGUUUCCACCUGUGAUGAUCGUACUUGUAUUGGAGUAGGUAUUGUUACAGAUGUAGCUAAAGCGAAGUUGAGCAGCAAGAUACAUGGAAGAACUAUGGGAUUUUAGUUUCAAUGUUAAUAGUUUUGUAAUAGAAUUUUGUGAAUGCUUUUGUUUUUGUUGAUUGAUU
Vigna radiata var. radiata (mung bean) is the source of this 5047-nucleotide messenger RNA. RefSeq lists its product as uncharacterized. The record is from RefSeq and is a predicted model, not a curated record. Gene Ontology annotation, cellular component: chloroplast. NCBI's taxonomy places the organism in Eukaryota, Viridiplantae, Streptophyta, Magnoliopsida, Fabales, Fabaceae. Gene Ontology annotation, biological process: regulation of DNA-templated transcription; chloroplast organization. Gene Ontology annotation, molecular function: double-stranded DNA binding. The transcript has 2 exons. The coding region runs from base 155 to 1255 and encodes 366 amino acids.